Pelobates cultripes (western spadefoot toad) is the source of this 303-nucleotide messenger RNA. The record is from the annotation of a GenBank genome assembly. Lineage: Eukaryota; Metazoa; Chordata; Amphibia; Anura; Pelobatidae.
AUGGAAUCAAAACAGAUCGAUAAGAUACGUACCCCAAUGGGACUUAUUACGGGACAAUGUCCCAGAUCACAUAGGCGAGGUAUUCCAGAGAUACUUCACGGCAUUGUACAAUUAUCACUCCAUUACGAUCCCACAAACCGAUCGUCCAUCACCAACUUCCUAGAAACUCUAGAGCUCCCCAAGCUUUCCCAGACAAUGAUUGAAGCAGAAGUCACAAUAGAAGAAAUGGCAGUGGCCCUCGCAGCCUUCAAACAUAAUAAGAGCCUUGGCCCGGACGGGUACACUGCCUUAUACUAUAAAUAA